Effrenium voratum is the source of this 2025-nucleotide messenger RNA. Lineage: Eukaryota; Dinophyceae; Suessiales; Symbiodiniaceae. The record is from the annotation of a GenBank genome assembly.
AUGGCGGAGCGGAGCGUGCUUCUGGACGGGUGCAGCAAGGCCUUUGCCAUGACUGGCUGGCGCCUGGGUUUCGGCCUCUUCCCCGCAGAGCUGGUGGAGCCUGCGAGGAACCUGGCCAUCAAUAGCUGGACCUGCGUGCCGCCCUUCGUGGCCGCCGCGGCCGUGACGGCGCUGCAGUCCCCGGAGGCGGAUUUCGAGUACAUGAGGCUCGAAUAUGCUGCCAGGCGUGACUUGGUCUUCGAGCGUUUGGCCAACCUGAAAGGCUUCUCCAUCGCCGUGCGGCCGGCCGGCGCCAUGUACCUCCUGGCCAACGUGACGGGCACAGGGCUGUCCUCGAGGGACUUCGCGGAGAAGCUGUUGGAGGAGGAAGGCGUGGCCUUGCUGGAUGGCAAAUACUUCGGCGCGGCCGGAGACGGUCUGGUGAGGAUCUCCUUCGCGCAAUCUCGGGAGAUCCUGGCGGAGGGUUGUGCUUCUUGGCGAGUGAGUGGAGAUGCGCCGUCCAGGAGCGCAUCAAGAGGUUCGUCCUUCGGGUGUCUGAAUGAGUUCCACGUGUCCGAGCGAGUGCUUGCGGAGCAGGAGAAGAAGCUGCAGGCAUGUUGGGUGGCGGCCCCGGAUCCUGAGAUUGUGCUGAAGCUGCCGGUGCUGGUGGUCUAUGUGCUGGACGAAGGGCAGCUCCGGACCGGGAAGUUCCGGGCGAAGUUCCUCUUGCAGAGCCUGGCGGCAUGCAAGGCGAACCUCCAGCUGGUCGGCUCGGAUCUGCUGAUCCGCUUGGGGCGGCCUGAGGAGGUGCUACCGCGGCUCCUGGCGGAGGGCUCCGUGCUGGUGACCCAGGAGGAACCCACCUUUGAGGAGCAGGCCACGGACCGUGCCCUCCAAACGGGGCUUGCCGUCGCGGAGAAUAUGCGGUGGGAGUACGUGUGGGGCGCUACGCUGAUCCAUAAGGAUGACCUGCCCUUCCAAGCAGACCUCAAGGACAUGCCAGACGUAUUCACGGCUUUCAAGAACCAGGUGGCUCCGGAACUGAAGUGUGCCUGCAACCAGGUGCCUCCGGACUAUCGCGAUGCCCCCAAAGCAGAGACUGCCUUGAACAUUCGCAGGUGCCUUGCGCCCUUGGGCUUUGGGUCGCUACCUUUGCCGGCUUUGGACUUCGGCUUUUUGCCGUGCUGGUCGGACCUUUCCUUUGGCGAGAGUGAGAGCGAGCCGGAGCUGCCUUUCGGCAUCGCGGGCGGGGAAUCUGCGGGCCAAAGGAGGCUGGAGGAAUUCAUGGGAUCACCAAUGGCCAGGUAUGCGGAGUCCAAGAACAACAUGUUGGCCCUGGACGCCUCCUCCAAGCUGAGCCCAUGGCUGGCCAAUGGCAGCCUGUCGCCGCGCCGCGUCUUCGAGGCUUUGCGGCGCCGGGAGGCGGAAAUCUCCGCAGACGCGGCCACGUAUUGGUUCACCUUUGCCCUGCUGGUGCGAGAUUUCUUUCACUUCAUGGCGAAGAAACAGGGCAGGCGCAUCUUCCUGGAAGGUGGGGUCAUUGGGAAGAGGUUGGCUUGGAAGGGUGGAGAUCGAGAGUUCCAGCUCUGGCAGCAGGGGCAGACUGGGUUUCCUUUGGUGGACGCCAACAUGCGAGAAAUGGCGACCACUGGGUGGAUGUCCAACAGAGGUCGCCAGAACGUGGCGUCCUUUCUGAUUUGGGACCUGCAGGUGGAUUGGCGCCGGGGUGCUGACUGGUUCGAACGAUGCCUGCUGGACUACGACGUGGCCUCCAACUGGUGCAACUGGGUUGCAGCCGCUGAGCUGACAGGUGGCCGGGUGAACCGCUUCAACGUGGUGAAGCAGUCCAGGCAGUACGACCCAGAAGGCGAGUAUUUGCGGCGCUGGCUGCCGGAGUUGCGGGAACUUCCUGCGGAGUGGAUUCAUGAGCCGUGGCGUCGCGAGGGUAGCAAGCUGUCGGCGUACCCACCGCCCUGUGUGCCGCUGGAAGCGCCAAAGGAUUCGGAAUGGGAACCUGGGAUUCAGAUCCGUCCUCACGGGUCCUAA